Messenger RNA from Cuscuta europaea, 672 nucleotides. NCBI's taxonomy places the organism in Eukaryota, Viridiplantae, Streptophyta, Magnoliopsida, Solanales, Convolvulaceae. The record is from the annotation of a GenBank genome assembly.
GGGAGACCGUACAAUUCUCCCUCGUCAGAGGAACCGCCGUGAUGCACGACACAGUUGAUCCGAAGGCAUUCCUAGGGGGGCAUCACUUCAGAGAUGGAUAGGGCAGCCCUCGGCACCUAUGAUGAUGAUGCCCUCGAGAACAAGAUCCUCCGGUCUUCUCUGACUGCUUGCAUCGCCCUCGGUGAACAAGCCCGGAGGGGGAAAGUGUUGCGUCUUGAGAAAGUGCAACAAGAUGAGCAAUUGAAGAAGCUUGUCCAUGACAACGCCGAAGCCGUGAGGCAGAUGGCAAAGUUGGAGGAAGCCCUUCAACAGAUGGAGCUGCAACUGGAGGCCGCUAAUAAGGGCAAGGCUGAAGCCGAGAAGACUGCUGUUGAGGCCGCCAAGAAAGCCGUCGAGGAGGCUGAGGAGGCCAAGAACAAGGCGAUUUCCGUUGCUCGGGAGGAAGCCGUAGGCGCCUUCGUGGCCGAGGGCUGGAGAGCUGAGGGGCGCAAACAGUGGCUGGCCUUGGUCAUGAAGGCAUCUGUUGAUGAGUGGUGCGGCGGCCCUGGGGUAGAGUGGCUGGCCCGGAAGGGCAAGGAAUACUAUGAUGGGGGCGAGUACUUUACUCAGGCCCUCAUCUACAGGAGGCUGGCUCGGCACUAUGGGGUGGAGCCGAAGGAUUUUGAUCCUGCC